This is a messenger RNA of Polypterus senegalus (gray bichir), 3234 nucleotides long. RefSeq names its product phosphatidylinositol glycan anchor biosynthesis, class W (gene pigw). Gene Ontology annotation, molecular function: glucosaminyl-phosphatidylinositol O-acyltransferase activity. Gene Ontology annotation, cellular component: endoplasmic reticulum; membrane. The record is from RefSeq and is a predicted model, not a curated record. NCBI's taxonomy places the organism in Eukaryota, Metazoa, Chordata, Cladistia, Polypteriformes, Polypteridae. Gene Ontology annotation, biological process: GPI anchor biosynthetic process; protein localization to plasma membrane. The coding region runs from base 68 to 1570 and encodes 500 amino acids. The transcript is spliced from 2 exons.
CGUCAUGCGUGCUCCUGCCAAGUAGUCGGCCGAUGCGGAAGUAAAGCUUGAAAGUUGUUGAAGAAAAAUGGUGGAUAAGCAACUGAAAGAAGACUUUGUCAGUAAUUUGAAUGGUACCAGUCUUGUAGAGAUAGCCCUUGGCUCUUUACUUGCUCCAUUAUGUGUGGUCAGUCGAGGUCUGAUAAUAAUUCUGUGUUUCCUAGGAGGGCAGGCACUUCCACUUUCAAAGAAAGCCCAUUUCCUAGUGGACUUCAUGUUGAUUGUAAUUCCUCUUGUAAUGUCAUGCACUCUUUUAAGUGAUAUGCUCUUAAUGGUUAUUUUAAGUUUUUUGGUCAUCAGUUUAAGUUUAUUUCUCCAAGUGUACAACAAGAGAAGAUACUUUCUCCAAGACAGAUGUCUUCACAUUCUUAAAGUUUUUUUAGGAGCCAAUUUGGAUAGCAAAGUCAUUCCUUCUGUGACAGCAUUCCGUGUGCUUGUCAAUAUGAAGACUGCAAUUAGUAUUCUUGCUGUUGAUUUUGCAGUAUUUCCAAGACGGUAUGCAAAAACUGAAUCCUAUGGUACUGGUGUAAUGGACUUUGGUGUGGGUGCAUUUGUUUUGGCAAACUCACUGGUAAGUCCAGAAUCAAGACAGAAUAACAUUUCCAAGUCAAAACUGUGUCAUGUCAUAAAACAGUUGCUGUCAGUUUGGCCUUUGGCUGCUUUAGGAAUGGGGCGAAUAAUAAGCCUCAAAUUUGUUGACUACCAUGAGCAUGUCUCAGAAUAUGGAGUCCACUGGAAUUUUUUUUUCACACUUGCCAUUGUAAGAGUAGUGGCAUCUUCUCUCUUGACUUUUGUACCAGCUCAAAAAUCAUGGAUUUUUGCCUGCAUUAUUGGAGUUUUUUAUCAGACAAUUUUGGAAACAACGGGUUUAAAAUCCUAUAUUUUGCAAGGGAGUGACAGAGAAGAAGGGUUUAUAAGUGCCAACAGAGAAGGUUUGUUUUCAAUCUUUGGCUACAUCACUAUUUACUUAGCUGGAGUACAAAUUGGCUUGUAUAUUAUGGAAGAAAGAAAGCAAGUUAAAGAUUGGAUUAAAACAUUUCUCUGCCUUUCACUUGGAUGUGUGGGGCUAUUUUCAGUUUUAUUCAUAUGUCAGAGGUUUAUUGAACCUGUGUCUCGAAGAACAGCAAAUCUACCUUUCUGCAUUUGGAUAUUAGCCCAGUCGCUGUUUUUCCUAUGCUGCUUGAUAUGCAUGGAUCUCAUCUUGGUUUUUGCAAAACUGAUAUCCAGAUGUUCUCACGUACCUUGUUCAUGGACUGUUGGGUCAAUACCCUCAAGAAAGAACAGAAUUUCAUCAAGCAGCUCAGAUAAAGCUACAUUGGACAAAGAAAGAUGUCUUCUUCAAAGCAUAAAUAGAAAUCAGCUGUUCUAUUUCCUUCUGUCUAAUUUUAUGACAGGAUUAACUAAUUUAACUAUUGACACGCUCAGUCAAGGAGCACUGGUUUCCAUUUGUGUGCUUAUGGUUUAUAUGUUUAUAAACUGUUUUACUUUGUAUGUUUUACACCUUCAAGAAGUGUCUGUGAAGUUUUGGUAAACAAAAAACAAUAUAAAGAAAAAUCCAGUAUUUGAAUGUAUUUUUGUGAUCAUAUUUAAAGGUUGAAGAUAAAUUUUCCAAGGAUUAUGUCAGAAUUACCUGAUGUAUUAAUUUAUAAUCCUGUACUAGUUACAUAUCUUUGAAAAAAUAUUUCUGGACUUAAAAUAGCAAAAUUAUGUGAAUGAGUCAAAAGUGCUUUAAUACUAUAAUUUUACUACACCAUGAAGCCAAACAAAUUAUACUGUACCUCAUAAAUAACACUUGCAUUAAUCUAUUUAAAAUUUUUGUAACAUUAAAAUAUGUUACUGAAAGCAAGGUUAUGUUCAUGGUACAAAAAUCAUUUUUUUCAUCAUUCAUUUUUACGUAUAUACUUCAAUGUGCUAAAAAUUAUUUUUGUUUGUAAAAGUUAAAUUUCUUGCAAAGAAUUAUUCUUUUGAGUAACUUUGUCAGAGGAGCUACAUUAGAUUGUAUAUGGCAAAUCUCUACAUAUUUUUACAUUGUCUGGUAAAUUUGAAAAUAAAGUUGUUGCUCUUUAUUUAAUUUCUUGCACAGUCUGCAUGAACAAAACUUGUAGUAAUUAAUUAGGUUGCAAGAUAUGUGAGAUAAGUCAUGCAUUUGUGUGUAUUAUUCAGUGAUGUGGUAUCCAUACUUGUACAACAAUUUGGGAUUUAAAGCCUGCCUCUGACCUGUCCCUGCUGUGGGCGAGUACAGUUAUAAAUUACCCAGAAUUAUUUUACUGUAGGUUUGGAAAAUAAUUUUUAAAAACAAAUUACUACAUUUGACAUUAUUUUGCUUCUAUUUUGCCCUGUCAAAAAAGUACUUUAUUUUUAACCAAAUUGAUUAAAAAUCUUACCAAAAAAACAAUACUUUUCCUGAAGUUAGAGUAAGAUAUUGAUUCCAAGUGCAUUUUUACAGAGUGAGCACUAAUCUUUGUGGCAUAUGUAUAAAUGCUUGUAGAGUAAUAUUUGUCUUGAUUUGGUCAUCUGAGAAAAAAACAUAGUCAUAAAAUGGGCAUAAAAUAUAGUCUGUUUACAUUGAAUGCUUUAUUGAGUAUAUUACUGAAAAUACAUUUGUAAAUAACCUGUUUUUUCAGAAUAUAUUAUUGUUUACUCUUUAAAUGUUUUGUUUUCUUACAUAGUACUUCCUUUGUGUGUUUUAAACUCAACAUUGACUGAAGAAAAAGCAGUGUUUAAAGUAAUGUUUCUUUUAAGAUGUAUUUUUCACUUACAUAAAGGAAUUAACAAUGCUUGGAGUACAGGAAAACACAGCACAGUGAACAUUUACUUGUCAUCAGAAAUAAUCGCAUGCUGCCCUGAGACCACUGUAAUGCAUAUCAGGGUUUCAUUUUUAUAUGCUGCUAGAAUAUACUGUUUGCACUAAUGCACAAAUAAAUGGGAACAAAAGUUUUCACUUGCCUUUUGACAAUGAGUUUAAAAUCUCAUACAUACCCUGGGGCUCAUAGCACUGUGGAAAUAUUUUAUAUAUAACAGGGGCCAGCACACAUUUUGGUGCCCUACAUGUUAGACCUGUUUCUGGGUAUAUUUGACCUGCUGAUUCCAAAAAUGGCCCCAGUUUUCCCCUAUCAGCUCUAGUUUUUGAGAUACAGAACAUAUGCCAUAUACCACUCUUCACUUGGCUCACCCAUAAAAAGUCACGAUAUUUUA